Molecule: messenger RNA, 1247 nt
Organism: Lutra lutra (Eurasian river otter)
Lineage: Eukaryota; Metazoa; Chordata; Mammalia; Carnivora; Mustelidae
Gene: REG4
Product: regenerating family member 4
Exons: 6
Coding region: 259-735 (158 amino acids)
Molecular function (GO): mannan binding; signaling receptor activity
Source: RefSeq, a predicted model, not a curated record
UAUUACUUCAAGCAGUACUGUUGCUCUAUGAUUAAAACAAGGGCCAUAUAAUUCCAGAAGCAAGAAGAUAUAAGAACUCAAGAAACUGCCUGGGAUCUCUCAGGACACUGAAGAAGGCAGGGGUCCUCAAAGCCUUGAGGGCUGACCAGAUUGCAGAUUCAAGCAAAUCCAGGAACUUCGAGGGAAAACUCACACGGUCUCUGCGACCCUUACAGGAGAGGUUUCCGAAGCACUUCAACUUCCCCGGAGAAGAGGAAGAUGACUCCCCAAAGCAUGCGUCUGUUCCUACUGCUGAGCUGUGUAGCCAGCACUGAAGUCCUGGGAGAAAUCCUCAUGAGACCCAGCUGUGCUCCUGGAUGGUUUUACUACAUGUCCAACUGCUACGGAUACUUCCGGAAACUGAGGAGCUGGUCUGAGGCUGAGCUCGAGUGUCAGUCCCACGGAAACGGAGCCCACCUGGUGUCUCUCCAGAAUGCAAACGAAGCCUCCAUGGUAGCGAACUACAUAAUUGGCUACCAAAGAAUCCAGCCCGUGUGGAUCGGCCUGCACGACCCAGAAAAGAGACAUCAGUGGAAGUGGAUUGAUGGAGCCUUGGAUACAUACCGGAGCUGGUCUGGAGCAUUCCAGCGUGGGAACAAGUACUGUGCAGAGAUGAGCUCCAAGACCAAUUUUUUGACCUGGGAGAGCAAUGAAUGCCGCAACCGCCAGCACUUCGUGUGCAAAUACCGGCCAUAGAAUGAGCUUCGAGGCUGUGUCCACAUCGUGCAAGCCCCUGUCCCCUUCCCUGUGUGCGCGCUGGCUGCAUCUCCCCGUCAUCUCAGAGUAAACAUAGCAGCUGGUGCCCCUGUUGCACUCACUGUUCUAGGUUUAUUAGGGGCGAAGUCCUCAACACUAGUACGACAGUGGCUUCUAGCUCUAAAGUCACCCCGGGAUGUGUCUCCAUGGUCCUCUGCUUUCCUCCUCCACACAUCAGGUUGUCUCGGAGUGGGGAGGGGACUGGUGAAGUAGCCGGGAGUUGGGUGGUCAGGGGUAAAUGUUUGAAGACAGGAGGAGGAACCUCAAGAAUGAGCCUCCAGCCCCCUUCAGCUUCUGCACCCCUCUGCCCUAUCUCUAGUGCCCACGUUCUCCUGCUCAGACAUCUGCUCAGUUUUCCCUUCACCAUGGGGAAUCUUUACUGGUAGGGUCCGUAUCAGGCUGACGUGGACCAUCAAUUCCAGAGCCAUCUUUUAAUAAAUAGCUGUCUGCAU